This is a messenger RNA of Capsicum annuum, 1640 nucleotides long. Its product is annotated as F-box/kelch-repeat protein OR23. NCBI's taxonomy places the organism in Eukaryota, Viridiplantae, Streptophyta, Magnoliopsida, Solanales, Solanaceae. Gene Ontology annotation, molecular function: protein binding. The record is from RefSeq and is a predicted model, not a curated record. The transcript is spliced from 2 exons. Bases 208 to 1476 code for a protein of 422 amino acids.
GAACGGAGUGUGUCAUUAUUUUUUUGUUUUUGCAAGUCAAAAAGUUCCAGAAGCAAACUCCACAAGCAGCCCCCUCUCAUAGACAAGUGCUCUGUUGUUUCAAGUGCCCCCAAACCGCCAUAGAUGAUAUAGCAGAAAAAGAGUGAAUAAUCACAGGAUUCUAAUCCUAUGUACAUAAAAAAUGAAAUUGUUCAUUUAGAUUAAGCCAUGGCUCCUCCAUCAACAGUUAGAAAUCAGCAAUUGCAAGUAGAACAAAAUCUAAACCCAUCCACAAUAAUUCCAGGUCUACCAAACGAUUUAGCAGCAAUAAUAUUAAUAUUCGUUCCCUAUUCUCAUCAUUCACGUCUUAAAUCCAUUUGUAAAUCAUGGAAACAUUUUUACUCUUCAGCAAAAUCCGUCAUUUCUCUUCGACAAAAACAUUUACCACCCUUUUCCGUUUCACCUCUCCUUUGUUUAUUCCCACAAGAUCCUUUAAUUUCUUCACCUUAUUUAUUUGAUGCUAGGAAUCUUGCUUGGUCCCCACUUCCACCUAUGCCUUGUAACCCUCAUGUAUAUGGUCUUUGUAAUUUUACUAGUAUUUGUAUUGGUUCUCAUUUGUAUGUUUUAGGUGGGUCACUUUUUGAUACGAGGUCUUAUCCUCUUGAUUAUCCGUGUCCUACGAACGCUGUGUUUCGUUUUGAUUUUCUGAAAUUGUCUUGGGAGAUAUUGUCGCCUAUGAUUAGUCCUAGGGGGAGUUUCGCAUGUGCUGCAAUGCCUAAGAGGGAUAAGAUUUUAGUGGCGGGUGGUGGGUCGAGGCAUGCGAUGUUUGGGGCAGCGGGUAGUAGGAUGAGUUCAGUGGAGAUGUAUGAUAUUGUGAAAGAUGAGUGGGUUUCGUUGGACGGGUUACCAAGGUUUAGAGCAGGUUGUGUUGGGUUUUUUGUUGGGAGUGGAGAGGAGGAGGAGAGAGAAUUUUGGGUUAUGGGUGGAUAUGGUGAGUCGAGGACUGUCUCCGGUGUGUUUCCUGUGGAUCAAUAUUAUAGGGAUGCUGUAGUGAUGGAAAUGAAGAAUGGUGGUGGUAAGUGGAGGGAGCUUGGUGAUAUGUGGGAAGAAGGGGAAAGGUGGAAGCUUGGUAAGAUUGUGGUGGUUGAUGAUGGGCCUUCGGAAUCUCCUGCAGUAUUCAUGCUCGAUCGAGGUGAUAUUUUCAGGUAUAAAAUGACUUCCAACAGUUGGAUAAAGGAAACAAGUCUGCCAAGAAAAAUAUCUGAUGAAUCAUCAGUUGGCUUUGUUGCAUUGGACGGAGAGCUGCAUGUGAUGAGUCAUUUAAAUGGGGUAAAAUCAAACGAGUGUCAAAGAUUAAGGCAGCAGAAAAGGUCAGCAACUAUUCUUCUACAAAUAUAUCAUCCUAGGAAGAAGUCAUGGAGGUCUGUCACGACAAAGCCACCUUUUCGUCACCCUUUGGAUUUCAAAACUGCGGUUAUGUGCACCAUUCGUCUGUAGAUCUAUAUUGUUCCGUUGGUGUGCCUAUGAAGCAGUUGCUUGGUUUAAUAUAUUCUCCCUCCUACCUAUUGUGAAUGGCAUUGUAUAUCUUUCAUUGACAUGUUCUUAUUGUCAGAAUUACUGCUGUAAAAAGGAACUGUAAUAAAUGUAAUUCUCUUUAGAUC